CUUCCCUGGCCCGGCGCCGUCUUUCAGGGUGUCUUCUACUUUUCGCUCCUUUCUCCAUAGCUAGCCUCCUCCCCCUUAGCUACUCUCUUGACUCGGUUCUCUUCUUGGUCUUCCAAAGUACUAUUGACCCGGAGCGGCCCAUGUGCGACCUCGGUACAUUUAAAGUUGAAGUUUGCUGCUAAAGAUGGCGGAUCCAGAUGUCCUCACCGAGGUUCCUGCAGCAUUGAAGCGGUUAGCCAAGUAUGUGAUCCGGGGGUUUUAUGGCAUUGAGCAUGCUUUGGCCUUGGACAUCUUGAUCCGAAACCCCUGUGUGAAAGAGGAGGACAUGCUGGAGCUGCUCAAGUUUGAUCGGAAGCAACUUCGAUCAGUCUUGAAUAAUUUAAAGGGAGACAAAUUCAUCAAGUGCAGAAUGAGGGUAGAGACUGCUGCAGAUGGGAAAACCACUCGCCACAACUACUACUUUAUCAAUUAUCGUACUCUUGUUAAUGUGGUAAAAUAUAAAUUGGACCACAUGAGAAGGAGGAUUGAAACUGAUGAGAGAGAUUCCACCAACCGGGCUUCCUUCAAAUGUCCCGUCUGUAGUAGUACUUUUACAGAUUUAGAAGCUAAUCAGCUCUUUGAUCCCAUGACAGGAACUUUCCGCUGUACUUUUUGCCAUACAGAGGUAGAAGAAGAUGAAUCAGCAAUGCCCAAAAAAGAUGCACGCACACUUUUGGCAAGGUUUAAUGAACAAAUUGAGCCCAUUUAUGCUUUGCUUCGAGAGACAGAGGAUGUGAACUUGGCCUAUGAAAUACUUGAGCCAGAACCCACAGAAAUACCAGCCCUGAAACAGAGCAAGGACCGUGCAGCAACUGCUGCUGCAGCUGCUGGCCUGGCAGGUGGGCACCACCGGGAAGCAUGGGCCACCAAGGGUCCCUCUUAUGAGGACUUAUACACUCAGAAUGUUGUCAUUAACAUGGAUGACCAAGAAGAUCUUCAUCGAGCCUCACUGGAGGGGAAAUCUGCCAAAGAGAGACCUAUUUGGUUAAGAGAGAGCACUGUCCAAGGAGCAUAUAGUUCUGAAGAGAUGAAAGAAGGUGGCUUAGAUAUAGACUCGUUUCAGGAGCGUGAGGAAGGCCGUGCGGGGCCAGAUGAUAAUGAGGAGGUCAUGCGAGCACUGCUCAUUCAUGAGAAGAAGACCCCCUCUGCCACAGCAGGCUCAGUAGGGGCGGCUGCUCCUGUGACCACUGCCAAUGGCAGUGACUCUGAGAGUGAGACCAGUGAGUCAGAUGAUGACUCUCCACCCUGUGCUACAGCUGUGGCUGCACAUCAUAGGGAAGAGGAUGAGGAGGAUGAUGAAUUUGAGGAAGUAGCAGAUGACCCCAUUGUCAUGGUGGCUGGCCGUCCGUUCUCCUACAGCGAAGUGAGCCAGAAGCCAGAGCUGGUGGCCCAAAUGACACCAGAUGAAAAGGAAGCAUACAUAGCAAUGGGACAACGCAUGUUUGAGGACCUCUUUGAGUGAGCUUUCCCUACCUUUUCCUCCUUUCUCUAAUGCGCAUUUCAAAAAGAAAUUCCCUACCUUUGAAGAAAAGUGUUCAGUGGCCUUCUGCCUCUCUUGAUGUAAGUCAACUGUUAAUCUUGUGCAAAGAGUAAUGGGAGAGAGAGAAAGUUUGAUUUUUAUGCCAGAAACUUCCCCACGAGGUAGGUUGGCUAUAAGCAUACCCUUUCCUAUUACUACAGUAUUAGUAUUUUGCUGUAUUUCCUUAUCUCAUCUUUUUCCUUUCCCUUUUAAGACACAUUUUUCUCCCUUCUGAAAUGAGUGAGAGAAGUCUAAAGGUAACUUCUUCAUGUCUGCCUGUAGAAGCCCACUUUGAUAGGUUACAGUAAUUCAUUGAUCACAUCCUUUUUAUUUAUUCUGACCAAGCACUCCAAACAACUCCUGAUAUUGCUGCCAACCAAGCAGCUUGGCAACAGGCAAAUCAUUGAUGAAGGAAAAAAAAAAAUCUUAAAGCUUCAUAUUGCUUCACAGUUUAGGAUGAAGUCAGUUUGUAAGGGGAGGUGGGAGUGUGUGUGGAAGAAGGAUGGUUAUGUGUAAAUCUCAUGAUUAAUAUCUAAACCAAAAUUGGUGUCUUUAGAACUGACUUGACUGACAGAUAUUAUUGUUGUGCUUAAUGCCUUUUGGUUUGUAUGUUGGAUAAUAGAAAACAGAAAGUGUGUUUGGUAAGCUCUUAGGAAGAAAUUAGAGAAAAAACACGGACUUAGUAUAAGGAGUCCAUGUAAAUGGUUGAAGAGUGGAGAGCAUUGGGAACUGUACCUUUUAACAUUGUCUGAGUUUGUGCUGAUUUGGAAAUCCUUUAUAUAAAGCUGAGACUGGUCCCCUUCUUUUUCAGUUCUUCCACAGUGCUAUAAAUUGUUUAAAGAGGCCAUUGCAGCAGAAAUCAGCAUAUAACAAUUGAUUACUCCUCUCUCUUUUUUUUUUCUCUCAACAUUAUUGAAGGCCUUGUUUCUUUUGAUUCUUGUCAGGCAUGGUAUUUUAGAGUGCAUCCAGUAUAUCACUGAGCAUUGUAACCUCAAGGAAAAUACUUUAUUUUUGGUUCUGAUAUGUAGCAUGGUAUUAUUCCUUACGGCAGAACUUUAAAGAACUUUCAUACAAG
Eubalaena glacialis (North Atlantic right whale) is the source of this 2633-nucleotide messenger RNA. RefSeq names its product general transcription factor IIE subunit 1 (gene GTF2E1). Gene Ontology annotation, biological process: transcription open complex formation at RNA polymerase II promoter; transcription initiation at RNA polymerase II promoter. The transcript has 5 exons. NCBI's taxonomy places the organism in Eukaryota, Metazoa, Chordata, Mammalia, Artiodactyla, Balaenidae. Gene Ontology annotation, cellular component: transcription factor TFIIE complex. Bases 185 to 1501 code for a protein of 438 amino acids. The record is from RefSeq and is a predicted model, not a curated record.